Aspergillus affinis is the source of this 1035-nucleotide messenger RNA. RefSeq lists its product as uncharacterized. The transcript has 2 exons. The coding region runs from base 1 to 1035 and encodes 344 amino acids. NCBI's taxonomy places the organism in Eukaryota, Fungi, Ascomycota, Eurotiomycetes, Eurotiales, Aspergillaceae. Gene Ontology annotation, molecular function: DNA-binding transcription activator activity, RNA polymerase II-specific. Gene Ontology annotation, biological process: regulation of transcription by RNA polymerase II. The record is from RefSeq and is a predicted model, not a curated record.
AUGGGUGCCUCCAAUGCAAGCGCCGGAGUGUCAAGUCCAGGGGCAGGGACCGAGACUAAUGCAGAGGAUUCUCCCCCAUUGCAAGCAACCCCAGUGACCCCGGAGACUCGAGAGAGCGCCGCCACUCCGAGUCCGGACCAAUUCAACCUCUUACAUCUAAGACUGCUUCUCAACUGGACAACAUCAACCUGCCAUUCCAUCUCUCGGAACAGUGCAGACCUCGGGAUAUGGCAAACUGUAGUCCCCAAGAUGGCAUUGUCCCAUCCAUAUCUCCUGCAUGGCCUCUUCGCCGUGUCGGCGCUUCACCUCUCCCUGCCCAUGACGAGUCAGGAUCCUGACCGGGAAGAGCUGAUUAAGGCGGCGGAAUACCACCAAAGCGAAGCCAUCAGAAUCUUCACGCCUAUUGUUGGCAACCUGACCCCCUCUCAGUAUGACGCGACGUUUACGCUGUCGAACCUCUUAGCCACCAUCGCUCUCACCUUCCCCCUGGUCCACAAUAGUGUGGCCGGGAGAAUCCCCGAUGUGCUCAACGAGUUGAUCCGGGUGUUUGCGUUCGUGCGCAAAAUGACCCAGUUCUACGCUUAUAUCAUAGAGUCUGUCACACACGGUGAGAUCGCCCAGUUGACCUACUUCGAGGUGACUAGGGCUAGCUUGUCGGAUACCAUUCAGUCGAGAGUUUCUGCUCUUCAUGAGCUGAAUACCACACAUAUACUGGAUCCAGAGGCUUACCUGGCCUUCCGGGAUACCAUCGACCGGUUAGCGAGUACCUUCGCUAGGAUGUACAGUGGCCAGGAGAUCUUCUCGGCAUGUUUCUUGUGGAUGGCGCAGACUCCCGCUCAGUAUUUUGAUCGGCUUCAGGACCGACAUCCUCUUGCGUUGGUUAUCUUGGCACAUUACUGUAUUGUGCUUGACCAUAUGAACCGGCAUUGGUGGAUUCAGUCAUGGGGGAGACAGGUGCUGGAAGCAAUUCGGAGUGUCUUGGAGCCUGGCUGGCGUGUACAUAUAUCAUGGCCGCUUGAAGUUGUUGGGGUAUGA